Messenger RNA from Papilio polytes (common Mormon), 983 nucleotides. RefSeq names its product cytochrome b-c1 complex subunit Rieske, mitochondrial (gene RFeSP). Gene Ontology annotation, biological process: mitochondrial electron transport, ubiquinol to cytochrome c. NCBI's taxonomy places the organism in Eukaryota, Metazoa, Arthropoda, Insecta, Lepidoptera, Papilionidae. The transcript is spliced from 4 exons. Bases 94 to 909 code for a protein of 271 amino acids. Gene Ontology annotation, molecular function: quinol-cytochrome-c reductase activity; 2 iron, 2 sulfur cluster binding. Gene Ontology annotation, cellular component: membrane. The record is from RefSeq and is a predicted model, not a curated record.
CAGGUAUUUGACGUUUCGUUACGAAACCUGCCAAAAUUCGCACCCAGCGAAAAAUUAUAGCAAUUGUAUUGCGUAGGAUAUAAGUGUAGCAAAAUGACUUCCGUAGCAAGGGCUGGACACUUAGCCCCAUAUUUCAAGGCCACAUCCCAAGUGGUCGCCAAUGGCUUGAAGCCCGUGGUCGCAGUCCCAACUCCUGUUGACAAACUGGUCGUGCAACCUCUGCCGAAGACAUCAACUGUGCAAUCUUUGCAUGGAGCCCUACCUAUUCAGGGUUUGAAAGUUAAGCAUACAACCAACCUGCCAAAUCAAGUACGUUUUGCGCAUUCUGAUAUCGCUUACCCUGACUUCUCUGCGUACCGUCGGAAGGAAACUUUGGAUCCCAAAUCGAAGGCCAAGGAAAAUGUCGACGCUCGCAACUCUUUCACUUAUCUUGUCGCUGGAGCUGGUGGAGUGGCAGGGGGGGACGCCGCGAAGUCCGUGGUCACCCACUUCGUGUCGUCGAUGGCGGCCGCAGCCGAUGUGCUCGCCUUAGCCAAGAUCGAGAUCAACCUUGCUGAGAUUCCCGAGGGCAAGUCUGUCACCUUCAAGUGGCGUGGAAAGCCGCUGUUUAUUCGUCACAGGACAGCUGAAGAGAUCACCACAGAGAAAGCGGUACCGCUUGACCAGCUCCGUGACCCUGAGCCCGAUGAGAAGAGGGCCCAGGAUCCGGAGUGGCUGGUUGUCAUCGGUGUGUGCACUCACUUGGGCUGCGUACCCAUUGCCAAUGCUGGGGACUUUGGAGGCUACUACUGCCCCUGCCACGGCUCCCACUACGACGCAUCCGGACGUAUCCGCAAAGGCCCCGCACCACUUAACCUAGAAAUACCUCCCUACAACUUUGUAGAAGGAGGCCUCUUGAUUGUAGGUUAAGUGAUAUUUAUUAGACAAUUUAUUUAAUCAACACCAUCAAUAGUGAUCGAAAAAUAAAAUGUAAUGUGAUAUCA